UUCUGAUUGGCUCUCAGUCCCAAACGCGGAAGUUAGAGUGGACACGGGUGGUAAACAAACGUAGACGGAGGAAUUGAGCGUGGAAAUAAACACGUUUCAUGGAUUCAUUGAAUCCCCACUCGAGACUGACGACUGUUGGUGUUGUAAAUAAGUGAUUUCUGUGGGUUUUCUCUUCUGCUUCUGCUUCCACACGCAUUCUUCAUGUCCACCAUGUUGGACGCGGCUGCAGAGCAGAUGAUGGUCCACAGUGAUUUCCACGCGGCGUUUGACACGUGUGACAGAGGUUUGCAGAGUCUGUCCAGCAUGAACUCAGAGGACAACAGGUGUGGAGAAUUAAAAGCUGGUUUCUGCAUCUUAGGGAUUCAAGCUCUGGCUGAGCUGAAUCAGUGGACCAGGGUCCUCCCCUGGAUCCUGCAGCAGUACCAACACCCGGAGACAAUACCAGCAAAGAUCAUGCAGAUGUGCAUUCUCCUCUACUCUAAGGUGGGAGAACCUGCUGCGAUGCAGGAGGCAGCCACAGUUUGGUUGCACUGCUCGUCCAACAGCAGCGCGUCAGGGUUCGGGACGGUGGCCGAGCUGCACCUGCUGCACGUCCUCGUCCCGCUCGGACACACGGACGAGGCUCGAGAGUUGAUUGUGGGCGAGGUCGGAGGCGGAGCGUUCACAGAAGACCAGAGACGGACGGCGCUGAGUGUCGUUGAAGAAAAAGAGCAACAGAACGGAGAACCGCCUCCAAACCCCGACACGGACUCUGAGAGUUCUGCUCAGACUGAAGGCGCUGUCGUCCGUAAACUUGAAGCCGUGCUCACGUGUUUGUACAGAAAAGUGUUUGUGACGCGCUCCGGCUCGGUUCCUCUGCGCAGGAUCUUCGUGGCGGUCGUUCUUCUCUACCUGCUGUUUGUGCGCGUGGAUCCAGCUCUCCCGUCGUCUUUCAUGUGGAUUUCCAAACUUCUCCAAGUGCUCAAGCAGAUGUGGAGAUCCACGUUUGCUCCUCAGAGCAGAGUCGUUUUUUAAAUCAUUCUUUUUAAGUUCAGUCAUCACAGCCAAUAAAAUCCAUAUCACCAUU
Messenger RNA from Solea senegalensis (Senegalese sole), 1066 nucleotides. RefSeq names its product peroxisomal biogenesis factor 26 (gene pex26). Bases 202 to 1014 code for a protein of 270 amino acids. The transcript is spliced from 5 exons. Lineage: Eukaryota; Metazoa; Chordata; Actinopteri; Pleuronectiformes; Soleidae. Gene Ontology annotation, biological process: protein import into peroxisome membrane; protein import into peroxisome matrix. Gene Ontology annotation, cellular component: peroxisome; peroxisomal membrane. Gene Ontology annotation, molecular function: protein-containing complex binding; ATPase binding. The record is from RefSeq and is a predicted model, not a curated record.